GUUAAGCACCUGCUGCACUGUUACUUGGCAUCUUCAAUCAUGUUGAAGGAUAAUCUGACUAUUGUCCUCUGCUGCCUCUGUCUAAGGAUAAGACCUCUGAAUGCAAACAUGUUGCCCGGACAGGAUACCACGAAGGCCCUUUUGAAAAGUUUUAAUGUCCACAAGGUGGCUGUGGAGACAUCGUCUCCACAAGAGGCUACAGCGGACCCAUUUUUAGCACCUGUAAUUGUUCAAAAUAUCUCCAUCCAGGCUGCUGUACAGAAAAGCAACUCGUCACUGAAGGCAUCUGGUGCCUCGGUGCAGGCCCCGUUGGGUCUGUCCAGGCUCAACAAAAUCCCUAUGAGUUUGUCUCUGGACUCUGUUGACGACAUGUAUUACAGUUGCUCCCAGAAGAUGCUGAUCAAAGUGAAACGUCACUACCUCCCAAGGAGCACCAGGGAAGGUCUGCACUCCACAUACACCAAACUUUGCGCCCUGAAAGCCAUGAAGACUAAGGACAUCUAUGACCCGCUGUCUUGGAAUCACUUCAGGGCUCUAUGUGCCUACACAGCAGGGGCAUAUGACGAAUUAAACCGAGCAGUCCGCAAGGGGAAGGCUUCCUACAAGACCUCGUUUGAAUUCCAUGCCCUCCACUUCCUGCUGUCGGACGCCAUCCGGCUCCUAAAAGUCAACCAAAGAAGCUGCUACACCACCUACCGGAGAAGCAAACUGCUCUUCAGCGGGGAAUCUGGACAAACCAUCCGCUUCGGCUCAUUCGCCUCCAGCUCCCUCAACAAGGACCUGCGUCAGUUUGGACGAAGGUCCUGCUUUGAGAUACGCACAUGUUUCGGUGCCUACCUCAAGUCCUACUCAGAGUUCGACUCAGACGAGGAUGAGGUGCUCAUUCCUCCAUAUGAGAUGUUCAAUAUUGUCUCUGUGGACAUUUCAGGAGAGAAUGACUUAGACUGUGAGGUUGUCUACAAGCUUGAGACUGCUGGUGUUUACAGCAGUCUCAACUGCCAGGCAGUGGACCUUUUGUAGAGUGUACAGUUUUAACACUAUCAUUUUAAUAUAUAAUCAGUAUAAUUACUGACACCAGAUCAGCAGCCUCCACCAGUUGACAUUUUCAUUACGCUUCGCUGUCUUGAAUUUAUUAAAACAGUGACUUUUUUUGAGAUUGAACAUUCAUUCUUGACCUUGGAAGAAGAAGUUGGGAAAACAGUCUCACCAGAUGUUUCUUUUAGUAGCUGUUCUGGAGCUGUAGAUUGUAUCACAUGAUCUUCCUCAGCAGAUGGAGUUGGCCAGAACUUGUCGUCCAUGUUGGUUUAAAAGAGACAACAGUAGACAAAACAAUCUGCCCAUGAGGUCAAUUUAGUAGCUGCUCUGAAAAAAAGAGAUUGUUUUGCCAAUUACUUCAUUGUUUUAACAGUACAAAAGAUGAACUAUUGCAAGUAAUAAAAAAAAAUACAGGGCACACUACUGAAAAGGUUUUAAGUCACAUGCAUUAUGUCUCUUAUUCUUUAAAAUGGUGGGGGGGACAAGUUGUGAACCUUUGUUUGACAGAAGCUUUUUUUUCUGGAGAAAAUUGUGUUACACAAAUGAACACAACCCAAGAUAUAUUUUUGACAAAGUAGCUUGGGUUUCCUUAACAGUAAAAGAGAUAUUCAGGUAUCUCUGGGACCAACUCCUAAAUCCCUUUAAUACACAACAGGUCCACUUCACAAAUAAGAUUACAGGCAGAGACAUGGCUUCACGUUAAAAUAUCUGAAGUGAUUUAUCAAGAAAUCUGCAGCUUUUACAAAUAAAAUUUAAAAAAACUUGGGCAGGAUGAUUUUAUGACUUCACCACAAGUACCCAUCCUCCUGUUUACAAGCCACUGCAAAGCGUACUGAACGUCAGCCAGAACAUUUUCUAACCAAGACGAAUGGAAGUGACACAAAGCGAAAUCAGAACUUUUUACUUGACAUAUAAAUUCAUUUUACAAAGAUGUAAACAUGUUUUACACAUUUUCAAUGUCAGUCUUUUAAUAAAAU
This is a messenger RNA of Siniperca chuatsi (mandarin fish), 2012 nucleotides long. Its product is annotated as NAD(P)(+)--arginine ADP-ribosyltransferase 1-like. The transcript has 3 exons. Lineage: Eukaryota; Metazoa; Chordata; Actinopteri; Centrarchiformes; Sinipercidae. Bases 40 to 1020 code for a protein of 326 amino acids. Gene Ontology annotation, molecular function: NAD+-protein-arginine ADP-ribosyltransferase activity; NAD+ poly-ADP-ribosyltransferase activity. The record is from RefSeq and is a predicted model, not a curated record.